This is a messenger RNA of Morone saxatilis (striped sea-bass), 10907 nucleotides long. RefSeq names its product obscurin like cytoskeletal adaptor 1b (gene obsl1b). Gene Ontology annotation, molecular function: protein binding. Lineage: Eukaryota; Metazoa; Chordata; Actinopteri; Moronidae. The record is from RefSeq and is a predicted model, not a curated record. Bases 471 to 10631 code for a protein of 3386 amino acids. The transcript is spliced from 33 exons.
GAGGCAGCCAGUAUUUUUAGGGGACAGCAGCAGCUGCAAAAGCAUUUAACGGUAUUCCACGAACAAUGACACUUGGGGUGUCUAAGGCCUGAACGACACAGAGAUUGGGGGACCACUCUGCAGUUGUUCAACGGAAAGCUGGUGUUGAUACUGAAGUUCUGUUUUCUAUCCCUUCUAUUGGACAAACAUCUAAAAACAUGUACUGGAGUAGAACUUGGGACCUUUGAGGAGAGUAUGUGUCUGAAUCUGAAGUCAACUUGGGACAUUACUCAGCCUUCUGGAGACGGGUGGCAUUGCUUCUUACCUCGAAGAGAGACUGCAAGUGCGGAAUGUAUGUUGACGGUCGUUCCUCGCGACUGAAGCGAGAAAUUUGCAGUGCAGAAGUUGGACUGUCUUUCCCCAGUGAAUAACUGCCACGUAUUACUCUCCUGGACUACAUAAGGUGAAGUGAGGCUGACAAAGGAGCAGAAAUGGAUGUGUUCGGUGGUGCGCCACGUUUCUUGGCCUAUCCAAGACCUGUGGUGGUACAAAGUGGAACUGAUGCAGUCCUAAAAUGUCAAAUUGGUGGUGAUCCAAGGCCUGCAGUUAUCUGGGAGAGGAACAAUGAAAAGAUUAACCCACAAGGACGUUACAGGGUCUUUGAGGAUGGAAAUGUUUACAAUCUUAUAAUUUCAGCUGUGACCACAGAGGAUAGUGGCCAGUACAUAUGCAAAGCAAAGAACAGCAUUGGUGAAACAUAUGCAGCAGCCACACUGAAGGUGGAAGGAGAGGCACAAGAGAUGGAGUUACGAGAGGAAAAUAAGCCGCGAUUCCUCAUCAAGCCCCUGUCCACUCGUGUCGGUCGUGGGGAAGAUGCUGUCUUCUCUUGCAAGCUCUGGGGAAACCCACGGCCAGAGGUUGUCUGGGAAAAGGAUGGCAGGAAACUCAAUGAAAUAUUUGAAAGCACACAUUUCAGUGUGGGCUACCAGGAUGGUGGAUGGUUCCAGCUCAAGAUCUUUAAGACUCGUGCACCAGAUGGUGGUGUAUAUACAUGCAAAGCCAGGAAUGAGUUUGGGGAAGCAUUGGCAGGAGCCGUAUUGCUUGUUGAUGCAGGCCCAGGACACGAGGAAGAAGGAAAUCGUAAUGGCUACACAAAUGGCCACUGGAAAGCCCACCAGGGAAAACAGAGGAGUGGAAGGCAAGUGCCAAACCGGCUCAAAGACGACUCCAUGACCAAGUCCACAAAAGUGAAAAUGUUUGCAGUAACAGAGGGUAAACAUGCCAAAUUCCGCUGCUUUGUGACUGGGAAACCCAAACCAGAAAUAAUUUGGAGGAAAGAUGGCAGGCUGAUACUGUCUGGAAGGCGUUAUUUGUUAUAUGAGGACAGAGAAGGAUACUUCACACUUAAAGUUCUAUACUGUAAGCAGAAGGAUAACGGAGUUUAUGUUUGUGCUGCAUCAAAUACUGCAGGGCAAACCCUCAGUGCCGUACACCUCUCCGUAAAGGAGCCGCCUGUGCGGUUCAAGCAGCCUCUCAUUGAUCUAGAAGUAUGGGAGCGAGAUUUGGCUGUACUCGAGUGUGAAGUUCCAGAGGACUCUGUUCCCAUCACAUGGUAUCUGGAGGAUAGACGACUGCAGCCAGGGGCCAAAUAUGGAAUGGAGGAGUGGGGAACCAAACGACGACUAACUAUCCGUGACAUCGGAGUUGACGAUGAUGGGAUUUACCUCUGUGAGAUGCCCGAUGGGGGGAGAAGCAUAGCCGAAGUAGCUGUGAAAGGUACAAUUUUGCGGAAGCUUCCAAGAAAAGUGGAUGUAUUGGAGGGUGAAAAUGCUGCCUUUUGUGUUGAAGUGGAAAAAGAAGAAAUGGACAUACAUUGGUACAAAGAUAGUAUAGAGUUGCGUGAAACGCAUCAGACCAUUCUCAAGUCCUUUGGUCGUACACAUAUCCUGGUUUUCGUCAAUACGAUGCCCCAGGACUCUGGCCUUGUGACUUUCCUUGUAGGCAGAUCCAAGACUUCCUCUCAGCUAAGAGUGAAAGCGGCCAGACAUUGUCCUCCCAGUUGUCCAGUCAGUGUUCAGAUCAACACGGAGCGGGCUAAUGCAGCUCUUCUUUCAUGGGUUCCUGCUCAGGACUCACGAAAGAACCCUCCAUCUGGAUAUGUGCUUGAGCGACAGGAAGUGGGCACCGGCUCACAAGAGUGGCUACAGUGCCUGACCACAGACUCUGCGACCUCUGUGGAGAUCCUUGGUGACAGUGUGCCAUGUGAAGCUGAUUACCGAUUUCGCAUUUGCAGUGUAAACAAAUAUGGAAAGAGCAACAAUGUCGAGUUCCCUAAGGCUGUUCACUUGGUUCCAGUUGCCAGAAUACAAGCUCCCUUACAGGAUGCCUUGGUGCCAGAGGGGCAAGAUGGCCUCUUCUCUAUUGAGCUCUCUGCUUCAGUUAUCGGUACAUGGUUCUUAAAUGGUACUCAACUUCAGGAAGAUGAACGUUAUUCCAUGCGUCGGUCACGAACACACCAGUCUCUUCGUAUACGAGGAGUACGUGAUAUAGACAAUGGAGCUGAGAUCACGUUCAUUGCCUAUGGCAUCCGGGAUUCUGCAGCACUAUAUAUUCAAGCACCUCUUGUCAAGUUUUCACCACUGUCAGAAAUGGAUCGAAAUAAAUUUGUAGAAAUUGGGAACCCCAUUGUGCUCUACUGUGAGCUGUCAGACCCUGCAGCUUCAGUGCACUGGUACAAGAAUGGGGUGGAAUUAGAGACAAUGGAGGGUCUUCAUAUCCAAUCAGAAGGCACCAUGAGAAGAAUUGUCAUCCAGUCAGCAGAGUUCUCACAUUCAGGAGUAUAUUGCUGUGAUGCCAUUGAUGACGUCAUCAGGUUCAAUGUGGAAGUAGAGGGUGAGUGGACCCCACCUGUGAGGUUUUCAGCAAUUCCAGAUGCUGAGAGGAACAAAACCAUCCAAACAGGCGACCCCAUUGUUUUAGGAUGUGAGCUCUCAGAUCCUUCUGCCCAGGUGUACUGGUACAAAGAUGGGUCAAAGCUCCAUCCACAAACUGGAGUUGAUAUUCUAAGUGAUGGCUUGGCGAGAAAACUGAUUGUUCAUUCAGCAGAAUUUUUCCACUCUGGGUUAUACUGCUGCAAGACAAAGGGUGACACCAUCACUUUCAGUGUGGACAUCAAAGCUCCACCUGUGAAGUUCUCAGCAAUUCCUGAAACAAUGAGGACCAAGUCGAUCGAAGCAGGCUGCCCUAUUGUACUCCAGUGUGUGGUGUCGGAUCCAGAGGCCCACGUUUGCUGGUACAAGGAUGAAAUGCAGCUCAUUUCAAACUCUGGAUUAGAAAUCCACUCAGAGGGCAACACAAGGACAUUAGUUGUUCAGUCUGCAGACCUGUCCCACUCGGGUGUUUACAGAUGUACCACACAGGAUGAUACCAUGGAGUUUCAAGUGGAGAUCAAAGCUAUACCAGUGACGUACUCUACUAUCUUUGACGUUGAGAGAACCAAGUCACUUGAAGCGGGCAAACUUUUGGAGCUGGAAUGUGAGGUUGCAGACUCCACUGUGCCCGUCUACUGGUAUAAAGAUGGCGUAAAGCUCUUCCCGCAGAAUGGUUGGGAUAUACAGAGUAAUGGCACGUUGAGAAGACUCAUUAUCCCAUCUGCUGAGGUCUUGCACUCAGGGCUAUACAGCUGUGAAACCUCUGAUGACACUAUGCACUUCACUGUGGAUAUCAAAGCUCCAACGUUGCCGUUGUCGCCCUCACCAGAGGUUGUGGAGACGCAGUCAUUCGAAGCAACCUGCCCAACUGAACCAACAUGUGAAACCCCAGACCUUGCUUUCCAGGCGUCAUGGCAGAAGGAUAAAGAACACGAUUCUAAUAGAGAGCCUGAUUUUGAAAUUGGAGGCAUCAAGAAGACCCUUGUUAUUGAACCAACUCAUCCUUCAAACUCUGGAGCAUACUAUUGUGCAACAGCAGAUGAUGUUGCCCAAUUAAUUGUAAAAAAUCAAGUGCCACCUCCAACAUAUCCGCUUGGUCCUGAUGUUGAGAAGACCAAGUCUGCUGAAGCACACAGUCCAAUUGUUCAGCAAUUUGAGAUUUCAGAUCCCAUUGCUAAAGCCUGUUGGUACAAAGAUGGAACCCAGAUCUACCCAAAAUGGGAAGGUGACUGUGAAUCCCAGAGCAACAGCCAAGCAUUGCCCCUCCAGUCACAAGACUUGUCUGGUGAUAGGAGUUUGGGCAGUGAAACAUCUGGUGAUGCACAGUUUAAUGUGGACAUGAAAGCAGAGCAGUGUCACUGUGGUGAUGAGUUUGGUGAGAUAGCUGAUGCAUCUGCCCAGUACACUGUGGAUGUCAAAGCUACAUCGCCAUGGCUCUCUUCUGACCAAGAGAAGUCAUCCACUGAAGAUGUUUAUCCUGUUGAAGUUGACUGCAUGUCCUCAAAAUGCAAUUCUGGCAUCGUCUGUGACAAGAGAGGAGAUACACAGAUGUAUGAAGAACAUUCCUCAAAUACACCCAAUGCUCAGUCAACAUAUGAAUACAGGACUGACUGGAUUACAACUAAACAGCCAAAGGAGCUCUCUGACCAUCAACGAGCAAUAAAUGCUCAAUCUCCAGUUUGCUGUAACUCUGUAAAGCCAACAAUAAUGCAGUAUGACAUACAACAUCACCCUAACCAGCCCACAGAGUCACAAGGUGAGGAAUUUAUUUACUAUAUACAGCAUGCAGAAGACCCAUCUGCAGAGCUUGAUAGUCCUCUGCAGACAGCUGUCCAGAGAGAUGAAUUUUGUAAUUUUCUCCAAACUGCAACUGAAUCAGAGGAAUCUACUCCCAAUACUCCAAUUGUCCAAUCAGAAGAUCUAUAUAGCUCAAUACAGAUGCCGACUGUCCAGGCAGAACUAGGUAACUCCCUACAGACUUCGACUGUCCAGGCAGAGCACCUUACUAACCACUUACAGAUUUCAACAGUCAGCUCAGACAGGUUCUGUAGCUCCUUAAAAACUGCAACUCUGCAGUCAGAGGAGCCCUUUAAUUCCUCACAUACUGAAACUGUACAACCAAAGGAGCCCUUUACAUCCUUAUAUACUGCAACUGUCAUAUCAGAUGAGCCUUUUAAUUCCCUAAAGACUGGAAUUGUACAAUCUGAGGCGCCUUCUAACUCCAUACAGAUGCCAACUGUCCUGUCAAAGAAGCCUCUUGAUUGCUUACAAACUGAAACUGUCCAUUCAGAGGAGCCCUAUGACUCCUUAUGGAUUUUAACUGACCAACCAGAAGAGUUGAACAACUCUCUACAGGCAUCAACUGUCCAGUCAGGAAAGCUCAGUGACUUAAACACUGCAUCCCUUCAAUCACUGGACUUGUAUAACUCUAAAGAGGCGGAAACUGUCCAACCAGGGGAUCAUUACACCCUGAAACACUCUGCACUGGAUGAUCACACAGGACAAGCAGUGCCUAACCAUUCAGAGGUGCUGUGUCUGUCCAUGCAGACCACAACGGUCCAAGCAAACUGCCAUCACACCAUGAAGGCCACAGAAGACCAUGUACACAGCACAGUUAACUCUGGGAAAAGAUCAUCUAUGCAGUUUGCAGAGCCUUAUUAUGUCAAGCAGGCAUCAACUGUCCAAUCAGAAGAGAUCUAUCUAUCAAGGACAUGUGACAGUCACUGGAGUGACAGUGUCACUGCAAAUAAGGUGGCUGUUGAAGCUCCGCCUGUGAGAAUUACAACACUUUGUGAGGCUGAGAGGAACAAGUCUGUUGAAGUUGGUGAACCCAUAGUGCUGCGAUGUGAGAUAUCAGAUCCUAACGCUCAAGUUACUUGGUACAAGGAUGGAAUAAAACUACUUGAAGCAGCUGGGCAAGACAUGCUGGCAGAGGGUUCCAUAAGAACACUGGCUUUCCAGUCAGCGAUGCUGUCUCAUGCAGGAAUUUACAGCUGCAAGACAACAGAUGAUGCAAUGCAGUUUCAUGUGGAUGUUAAAGCUCCACUUGUGAAGUUUUCAGCUUUAUCUGAGGCUGACCAGAAAAAGACGGUCAUGGCAGGAUGUCCCAUUGCUCUACAAUGUGAGCUGUCAAACUCCACUGGACAAGUCAGUUGGUACAAGGAUGGAACAAAGGUCCUACCUCAAAAAGGAGUAGACCUCCAGUCAGAAGGAAAUUUACGGAGUCUAGUUGUCUCAUCAGCAGAGCGGGCUCACACUGGCGUAUACCGUUGUGAGUCCAAGGAUGAUGACAUCCAGUUCGCUGUGGAAGUAAAAGCACUACCUGUGAAGUUCUCAGAGCUUCAAGAGACUGACAGGAACAAGUCCGUCCAAGAAGGCUCUGCCAUUGUCCUCAGAUGUGAGCUAUCUCAUGAUCCUUCUGCCCAUGUCGACUGGUACAAGGACGGGGUGAAACUCCUACCACAAAACAAUAUGGACAUACAGUCAGAUGGACUGACAAGGACACUACUCAUCCAUUCAGCUGAAAACAUACAAGGUGGCACCUAUGAAUGUUCAACAUCAGACGACACCAUCACAUUUAAAGUGGACGUAAAAGGCCGAUCGCCACAGAUCAUGCCAAUCCCACUGACAGAAAAAUACAAGAUGAUUGCAAUUGGUUGUCCAAUUAUCCUCCAGUGUGAGGUUUCAGACCCUGUUGCUCAGGUUUCCUGGUUUAAAGACGAGGUGGAGCUUUUUUGCAAAACUGGCCUCGAUAUGAAAAGAGACGGCAGCCUGAGAAAAUUAAUGAUUCAUUCUGCCAAGGUCUCUGACUCUGGCCUCUACAGCUGUAGCCUCACUGAUGAUGUUGUGACAUUUCAUGUGGACAUUGAAGCUACCCCUGUGAGGUUUUCAGCACUGCCAGAAGUCGCAAGACACAAAUUUUUUGAAGCAGGUUGCCCAAUUAAGCUGCAGUGUGAAGUCUCAGAGCCCAGUGCCCAAGUCUAUUGGCACAAGGAUGGAGAACAGUUACUUCCAAAGAGUGAAUAUGAAAUCCAAUCAAAAGAACAACUGAGAGCGCUGGUUAUUAAAUCAGCAGAAGUCAGACACUCUGGGGUGUACAGCUGUGAGGCUGCAGAUGACCAUAUAGAAUUCAAGGUGGAUGUUGCAGCUGUUCCAGAGGCUGAAUGGAGCAAGUCUGUUGAAGCAGGCAGCCCGAUCAAACUGCAGUGUGAGAUCUCAGACCCCACAAGCCAGACCUGCUGGUAUGAGGAUGGGAUAAAACUCUUGCCAAAAUCGGAAAUAAACGUUGAUUCAGAGGACAAUAAGGGGACACUGGUUAUGAAGUCGGCCACAUCUUCAUACUCUGGAGUAUACAGUUGUAAAACUGAUGAUGAUUCAGAUUUCACCGAUUUCUAUGUGGAGGUGAAAGCACCACCGGUAACAUUUGCUGAUAUCCCAGAGGAGGACCUUUUCAAGAGUGUUGUGGAACAAGAAGAGCUCGUUCUGUCAUGUGAAGUAUCAAGGGCUGAUGGUGUUGUGCAGUGGUAUAAAGAUGGAGCUGAAAUGCAACAAAGUAAUAAUAUUACAAUGCAAGCAGAGGACACCAAAAGGAAUCUGACAAUACAUUCAGCCCAACUGUCCGACACAGGCACAUACACAUGCCGUGCAGGAGACAAUGUUUUAAUGUUCAAGGUUAAGAUACGAGAACCUCCAGUGAUGAUAAUUUACCCCAAGGAGGAUGUCCAUCUUGAACGUCACGUCCCUGAAGAAAUUAUUCUGAGCUGUGAAUUGUCUCGUCCAAAUGGUUUUGUCAGCUGGUACAAAGACGGCCAAAAGCUGCAAGACAGCGAGAACAUCAAGCUCAAAAUUGAAGGCCCUUACCGACGACUGAAGAUUAUUUCUAGUGGAGUCGAAGAUUCUGGAGAAUACGUCUGUGAUACAGCUGAUGAUUCAAUAUUCUUUCACCUCAUUAUUACAGAACCUCCAGUGCGUAUUGUGUCCCCAAGUCAGUCCCAAAUGGAACUGUGCCAGCAGACUUCUGAGAGGAUGGUACUAAGCUGUGAGAUCUCACGGCCUAAUGCAGUGGUGCGCUGGUAUCGAGAUGGACUUGAAGUGGAGGAGAAUGAAAAUCUUAUUCUAGAGGUGGAUGGUGUCUACAGAAGACUUAUUAUACCUGAAACUACUGUCAAAGAUUCUGCCGAAUACGUCUGUGAUACUGCAGACGACUCCAUGACGUUCUUUGUAAACAUAGCAGAGCCUCCUGUUCGCUUCGUACGUCCAAGGAAGAUGGCAAGCAGAGUUGAGAAAGUGGCUGGGGAGACUCUGGUUUUAGACUGUGAGGUUUCAAGAUCAAAUGCAGAGGUCACCUGGAAGAAGAAUGGGGAAGAAGUAGAAGACUCCAGAAAUAUUACCAUCCUGGAGGAUGGUGUCAUACGUCAAUUAACUGUUCACUCACUAACACUGGAAGAUUCUGGGCAAUAUGUCUGCGAUGCAAAGGAUGAUGUGAUGGAUUUCCAAGUAAAAGUACAAGAAAUGCCUGUAAAAAUUCUUGGAAAAACCGAUGCAAAAACAGAAAAGCAGUUCUUAGUAUCGGAUGACAUUAUUCUAGUGUGUGAACUAUCCAGAUCCAAUGCCUCAGUCAGUUGGUACAAAGAUAAUGAGCUAAUUGCUGACACUGAGCGAUACUGCAGUGAGGAGCAAGGUGUUUUCCGAUCACUAGUUGUCCUAAAUGCGGGGCUCGAAGAUUCAGGAGAGUACACCUGUGAUGCAGUGGAUGAUAAGAUGAUCUUCUAUAUCACCGUCAAAGAGCCUCCAGUACAGAUCAUUGGAAACUCAGGCCACCCAGAGCAUCAUAUCCUGGUAGCGGGAGAUGACCUUAUUUUAGAGUGUGAAGUGUCUCGGCCAAACGCCACAGUUCAGUGGUUAUGGAAUGGCAAAAUACUGAAACCAGACACUCGUAUACAAAUUGACAGCCAUGACGUUGUGAGGAAGCUUGUUCUCUCUGGACUUCAGCCUUCAGACUCUGGAAAAUACAUUUGUGAUGCCAUUGAUGACAAAUUGAUAACAAUUGUUGAAGUUCAAGAGCCACCAGUCAAGUUUGUGAAUAAGGAAGCAAGUAAAAACGUCACAGCCUAUGAAAAUGAGAGUGUUACACUGUGUGCCACUGUGAGCCGAGAAAGAGCUAAUGUUCGGUGGCUGAAGGAUGGCCAACUAUUGAACGGGGACAACAUUCACAUCUCCAGUGAGGGUAAUACCCACAAGCUCACCAUUAAUCCCCUGCAGCUGUCAGAUUCUGGAGAAUAUGUCUGUGACGUAAACACAGAUGAGAUGUAUUUCAGUCUUUUAGUCAAAGAAAUGAUGGUGAAAUUUAUAAGACCAUUGGAGAACAUUGUGUCUCCGAAGGGCAGCAGCCUUAUAUUACGAUGUGAGAUCAACAAGCCCAAAGGAGAUGUCCAGUGGCUAAAGGAUGGCCAAGAGAUCUCUCCAAGCCGUAGGCACACAAUACGAGCACAAGGUCGAGAACGAAGCUUUACCAUCCACCAACUAGUGGAAGAAGAUGCUGGAGAGUAUGCCUGUGAAUCCACAGAUGACAGGACGUCAGCUACUGUCACCGUAGAAAUUCCCCGUGUUGUUGAGUUCAUAGCGGAGCUUCGUAACAUCACAGUCUGUGAGGGAGAAGAUGCAGUAUUUAAGUGUGUCGUUUCACCAGAGGACACUCAGUUGGUGUGGCGCUUAAAUGGCAAGCAAGUAGCUCUGAAUGAGCACACUGUCAUUUCAAGCAACGGACUAUGCCACAUGCUCUGCAUCCACAACUGCAUGGUUUCAGAUAGCAGCAGAGUGACAGCUGAUGCAGAGGGGUUGGUAUCAGAGGCUGAACUCCAGGUUCAAGAGCAACAGGUGGUGUUCACCAAGAAAAUGACACCCGUUGUAGCUGAAGAGUACAGUGAGGCAACUCUAGAGGUGGAAGUGAGUCUGGAUUCAGGAGAGGUGCAGUGGAUGAGACAAGGGGUGCUGAUCCACCCUGGAGCCAAGUAUACCCUGAAACACAAGGGCCGAAAACACAGUCUCACCAUCCACAAACUGGCCAUGUCUGACCGAGGCACCUACAGCUGUGAAACCCUCCAUGACCGCACGCAAGCCCAGCUCACAGUGGAACCUCGAAAAAUCACAAUCAAGAGAGGGCUGACUGACAUUAAAACCACAGAGAGAGAAACUGCGUCUUUUGAGGUAGAGCUCUCCCAUCCCCAUGUCACAGGCACCUGGAUGAGAAACGGAAUCCAGCUUAAGCCGACAAAUCACUUCCGUAUGAGUGCCAAAGGACACAUCCACAGCCUCACCAUCUCUAACCUAUCAGUAGAGGACACUGGCACCUUCAUGUUCUGUGUAGAGAACUUAAAGACAUCUGCAAGGCUCACUGUGAAGGAGCCCCCAGUGACCAUUUUCAGAAAACUGGAAGACCAGAAAUUCCCUGAUGGGGCAGUAAUAUCUAUUGAGUGUGAGCUGUCCAGACAUAACGUUGAUGUGAAAUGGAUGAAGAAUGGGGUUGAGGUGAAGCCAAGCAAGGACUUGCGCAUUUAUGCAAUGGGAAGGAAACGGUUUCUUCAGAUCAUGAAAUGUCAUGUGACUGACUCUGGGACGUACACCUGCGAUGCUGGAGAUGCUACUACAUCCUGCACUGUGGAGGUCUACGGUAAAGUCUGCUGUCCACUACUAUUUGUAACUUUAUUCAACAGAUCUGCAUGAAAAAUGGAAAUUAUAUAAACAGUAUAUGGAUGGGAAUCAAUUAAUUAAUCGAUUGAUUGAUAUUAGAUAUCAAUUAGUCACACACUUUCUCCUAUUACAGAUAAACAGCACACUAAAAUAUGUUUCUGAAAAGAGUUUAGGUCAGAAUUAGACAAGACCGUUGAUUCAUAUUUGAUCAGCAAUUUCUAGUUUAACCUGAGUUUCGUGCAGUGUGAUGGGCAGAAUCACACUGAAUCAUCUAUUUUACUCUAAAUGGGACCGUCAUUUACAAACUGA